AAUUUUAACAACAAAGAAGGGAUAGAGGGGAGAGAAUGAUUUGCAACUCGCGUACUUGAAUUCCAACCAGCUUUGUUUUCUCCAGAAAGCAAAAAAUACCAAAACGAAGCAUCUUUUCCUUUGAAAAGUUGUUUCAUCAUUUUUGGAUUGUCAGGAAAGGUAUACUUGCCUUUUUCCCGGGAAAAAUCCAAAGAUCUGAGGUCAUUCUACUUCAAAAUUAGUUCAGCUUGCCAUUGGAGCAAUCUACGUUUUUAACUCUGCUAUAUUUACCUUGCAUUCAUUUAUACUCUUUGUUUUUACUGUUAACGCAUUUGUAUUUUCGGUCUUUCAAAAUAUUUAUCAACCUUUUCGCCCAUUCUUCCUUUUCUGCUUCUUGUUGAAAUAAGCUGCAUACGGAAGAUUGUAAUUCUAUACGCUCUUUUAUUCAAGGAUAAUCUUCUUAUCUCAUCUCGUUUGGGUUUCAUACUUCUUUUCUUUUACUGGCUAGCAUUUUUUAAGUCCAAGUGGUUUAAAAUACGAUUCAUCCUUUUCUUUCCAUCCUCCAAAUGAACUUGUGUCGCUUGCUUUCACGCCGAGCUAAAUAUUUGAGCAUUUUCGUCGUGGUUUUGCUCCUCUUUUGUUUAUAUUCCUUCAAAUCACUGACAGAAGCUCCUUCUAAACGAUAUGGCCCUCAUCAGCCUAUAAAACCCCAUAAGCCUGUCCGACAGGAUCCUAAUUCAAUUGUAAUGCUUGUUUUAAGCUAUGAGCAGAUCUCUGAUGAUCCAAAAUUCCUCGACAAGCUCCUUUCAGACAGAAAUGAGUAUGCUCAGCGUCACGGCUAUCAGCUCGUCCACAAAGAAGCUCGUGACAUUGAACGCAAAUAUGGAAACGACAACACUUGGAGCCUUGUGACUGCAAUUCGGGAAACGUUAUUCGAACAUCCUGAAGCUUCUUGGGUUUGGGUUUUAGAUCCAAGGGCCGUAAUCAUGAAUACAGGCGAGUCACUUAAAGAGGCUAUUAUGAAUGAGCAACUCAGUAACAACUUAUUGCGUAAUUACCCGGUUGAUCCAUUAAAACCUCAUAUUCGUACAAACAGCAAAAUGAAUCUCGAAGAUGUCAAACUUAUUACAACAAAUGACUAUAACGGAAUUAGCAUUCGUUCUUUCCUUCUCAGAAAUGAUGACUUUGCUCCUUAUUUACUUGAUGCUUGGAAUGAGCCCUUGUUCAAACCUUAUAAGAAAGAUUUAGGCGAAAGAUCUGCUUUAUCCCACUUGCUAGAAAUCCAUCCUACUAUCCUGGAACAUGUCGCUCUUGUGUCUCCUAAAGUAUUAAAUUCUUAUACUGACUCUGCCGUUGAUUUGAACUAUCAGGAAGGUGACUUCUUGGUGCUUAGCAAUUGCGAGAACGCAGCAUCUUGCGAGCGCUUUUUUGAUACUUACGUUAAGCAGCGAAGACCUUAUAAUCACAGAAAAAAGAAACCCUCUAGCUAAGUUCGUUAUGGAAUAUGUGAAACCAAUAGAAUUAUUGUACUUUUAAAUAAAGAUACUUUCGGUUUAUUCAAUCUCAUUAUACGUUAUAAUACAGCUAACUCACUUAAAACCUCAUAUGAAAUGCCUACUUUUACUAUACUUCGAACAUACAUGCAUCAUUUUCACCUACACAACACUUAAUCUGGGCUCUUUCGGUACUCAGUCUAAACCGUUUCAUUAAUAAUAUACCUAAAUCCACGUAUACCCAAUUGAAUAUC
Schizosaccharomyces cryophilus OY26 is the source of this 1726-nucleotide messenger RNA. Its product is annotated as alpha-1,2-galactosyltransferase. Gene Ontology annotation, cellular component: Golgi membrane; mannan polymerase complex. Gene Ontology annotation, biological process: protein N-linked glycosylation. Lineage: Eukaryota; Fungi; Ascomycota; Schizosaccharomycetes; Schizosaccharomycetales; Schizosaccharomycetaceae. The coding region runs from base 546 to 1469 and encodes 307 amino acids. The record is from RefSeq and is a predicted model, not a curated record. Gene Ontology annotation, molecular function: alpha-1,6-mannosyltransferase activity. The transcript is spliced from 2 exons.